CCAAAAACGGGGCGUUUUUCCAGCACGGCUAAAAACGCGGAUAUAAAACGAAAUAAUAAGAAAAUGAAUGAUCGCAAUUAGGUAAUUGAAUCGGAAUCUCGUUUAGUUUCCAAUGCGCUUCGGGCGGUGCGAUUCACAAAACAAAGAUUUUGGAUUUUCCGAAAUAUAAUAAUUUGUAUAUAUUUGUACAGUGAAGUAGGUUAUGUUGAGUGGUAUGAGUAAGGUCAUAAGUGGUCAGUUCUGUGCAGUAACACUUGUUCCGUGAACGUGCUGUUGUUUAUUACAAUUUGUUAUUAACGUUAGGUAUUCAGUUAUAAUUGCGGAAAGUGUUUGGUGUUUCGUUGCAGUUGCCUCCUUAUUAAAUUUUUGAUAAAAACAAGUAACAAAAUGCGCUUUGCCACGGCGAUCUUUUGCUUAUUACUUGUGAGAGCCACUCCUCAAAAAACGUUGCCAAAUGUACAGCAACGUUUCGGUGUCGCGAUCGAAGCAAUCUUUGGGGUUGGAAUACGCUUGCAAGUGCUGUUGGAUGAUCCAAGUACAGAAUCCCAAAGAAAUUUCUUAGUUUCGCCUUUGAGUGCGACUUUACUACUAUCUCAACUGAUGCUAGGCGCCGAUCAGGAUUUUAGGAUCGAAUUGCACAAUCUCUUAUCUUUACCCAACAAUACCGACCACAACCAGGCGAUGAUUAAGUAUUAUGGACACCAUGGAAACAAGACCUUUAAGCUCCCUUACGCGAAAUUACAUUCACAAAUGGGAAAUCUUAUUAGAGAGCUUAACAAGAGGGACCAUACAAAGUCGUUCGUGCUGAACUGCAGCAGCGGACUCUUUUAUAACUCACAGUUUAAGUUACUGGAUAAUUUUAAGCACAACCUCCACAUUUACGAAACGGCACUUCAGCCUUUGAACUUUUCAACCGAUCCCACCACGUCUAGAAGGGUUAUAAACGACUGGGCAGCCGAACAAACUAGGGGAGUCAUUAAGUCAAUAUUACCAGCUACUUUGCCUCGAACUACGGCAGCCAUUUUUAGCAAUGCCAUAUAUUUCAAAGCAGACUGGGAAACGCCGUUCAGUUACGAAUUAAACACCAUAGCUCCAUUCCAUACAGGUCCACAGCAAACCGUCAACGUCGAAUACAUGCAGGGCAUUUUCGAUAACCUGCUCUACGUCGAAAGCUCAGAAUUGCGCUGCAGAAUUGUUAGGUUACCGUACAAAAAUGACGAAGUGGCAAUGUAUUUCAUCCUGCCAACCCCUGACGACGGCAAGGAAUACAAUAUCCGCAAGUUCACGGCCGACUUAAAUCCCAAGGACGUAAUUCAGCUUUUGGCACAAAUGAAAAAGUCUAAAGUUGCACUUCAAGUUCCCAAAUUUAAGAUAGUGAACAAUUUAAGCGUAUUAGAUCCCUUGCAGAGGUAUCGCGUGUUCGAAAGGUUAUACAGAAAUGUGUUGAAGACGAAGGCUCAAGGUGGUGAUCCGGUCGAUAUAAUUCAAAACAGAAUUGAUCUAUACAACGCUCUAAGGACGACCGAAAAGGUCGACAUAGCACUAAACGAGGCGGCCGAACAACCAGUUAAAAUUUCGAACAUUUUCCAACAGGUGAGCCUCUCGGUGGACGAAAAGGGCACGGAGGCUGCGGCGAUAAGUGCAAGUGUUAUUGACUAUAUUGGCGGUACAAAGUCAUUUAGGCUGGAGAGGCCUUUUUCGUUCCUCAUAGAGCACGAACCCACAUCGGUCGCGUUAUUUUGGGGCACCCUUGCCGAUCCCACGCAAAUUAUGCAGCUUUAACUUAUUUGGUAGUUCCUUAAAAAUAGAUUUAGCACUAAUUGGUACUGUAAUUUAUUUAUAGUUUAUAAUUGGUUCGCAUUGUUUGUACUUCUUAAUGAAAAAUGCAAUUAUUCAUUCAUUAAGGCGGCGAAUGUGAACUUUUACGAUGAAUAGAACAACUAAUUCAAGAAAA
This is a messenger RNA of Photinus pyralis (common eastern firefly), 1954 nucleotides long. Its product is annotated as leukocyte elastase inhibitor-like. The record is from RefSeq and is a predicted model, not a curated record. Gene Ontology annotation, molecular function: serine-type endopeptidase inhibitor activity. The transcript has 2 exons. NCBI's taxonomy places the organism in Eukaryota, Metazoa, Arthropoda, Insecta, Coleoptera, Lampyridae. Bases 388 to 1782 code for a protein of 464 amino acids.